UGUGCAAAAGUGUAAAUGGGGUGCCUCAGGACUGUCCAUAAUUUUAAAGGGUGCUUUGCGACUGCCCAUAAUUUUAAAGGGUGCCUCGGGACUGUCCAUAAUUUUAGAGGGUGCCUCGGGACUGUCCAUAAUUUUAAAGGGUGCCUCGGGACUGUCCAUAAUUUUAAAGGGUGCCUCGGGACUGUCCAUAAUUUUAGAGGGUGCCUCGGGACUGUCCAUAAUUUUAAAGGGUGCUUUGGGACUGUCCAUAAUUUAUAGGGUGCCUCGGGACUAACCAUAAUUUUAAAGGGUGCCUCAGGACUGUCCAUAAUUUUAAAGAGUGCCUCCGUACUGUUCAUAAUUUUAAAGGGUGCCUCGGGACUGUCCAUAAUUUUAAAGGGUGCCUCGGGACUGCCCAUA
Molecule: messenger RNA, 399 nt
Organism: Staurois parvus
Lineage: Eukaryota; Metazoa; Chordata; Amphibia; Anura; Ranidae
Source: the annotation of a GenBank genome assembly